Molecule: messenger RNA, 1023 nt
Organism: Drosophila biarmipes
Lineage: Eukaryota; Metazoa; Arthropoda; Insecta; Diptera; Drosophilidae
Exons: 2
Coding region: 7-1014 (335 amino acids)
Source: RefSeq, a predicted model, not a curated record
AGGAACAUGGAGGAGGAGCUGAAGGUUUUCUUCGAGGACUGCCGACGUCAGGACUUCUCUGCAAUGGAAAUGCUGGCCAUAUGUAAACCUUUGAUUUGGAGAAUUCGCCUGGCUAGGAUUACAAAAUGGUGUUUUAUCCUGUUGCCCCUGGUGGUUGUUUAUCUGCUUUGGUUGUAUAGCGACACUUUCGCUUGGUCGCUGAGUGCUGUCGGUCGAUUGCUGCUCGUUCAGAUCCUCCCUCUCUGGGAUUGGACACCCUACUACAAUGCGCAGUGCUUGAUUUCCAGAGGCGAGAGUGUCCAGGAGCUUCCAUCUCCAUUGGAUAAGCAUGAGACCCUGUGGCAGAACUGUGCUCUGUGUGAGGCCUUGGAGGGAAUAACAACUGCCUCAAAUGUCAGUUACUCCACCGUGGAAUCGGAGUACCUAGAACGCGGACUUCCAGUCCUUGUAACAGAUGCUGGAUUGAAAGUGGAUGUCCUCAAUCUUGUAGAGCUCAUAGAGGAUAAGUCUCCUCAGUGGAUGUCCAGUGAACCCUGUGACGUGUCCAGUAAUCUCUUGCUCAAAAAGUUUUUUAAUCUGGAGGCGGCUCUUGGCAAGAUUCGCUCGUGGCAAGGACAAACCUCAAACACUUGGCACCUACAGCUGAGAAACUGCCUGAAGAAGGCGGUAAAGUCCUCUCGCCUCUUCCUGGAACGUCCCUACUACUACCCUUACCACCUGGCUCCGUAUUACUCCAGCUGGUUACUGGCAGUGCACCAGCAAAAGCGGAAGCAGGUGGAGAUUUACGUUCGCGGGCUGGUUUUUGUCCAGCAACUGAGUGGACACUUCGAAGUGGUUCUGCAACCCAAAAAACCCUGCGACAAGGGAGUGUGUCCAAGCCUGCGAAUGCGCUUGAAUGCAGGGGAGGGUUUGAUCUUCAGCACGGAUAUUUGGAGCAUGAGUUAUGGCCUGGAGAAGCCUCACAACAAGCAAACCUCACUGGCCAGCAUAUUCGAAGUCGAGUGGCAGUCGUAGACAUUUUGA